CCCACGGCCUUCAGGCGGCCUUACGCGGCCCCGGCAGAAAGGAAAAGAUUUUACCAAAAGGUUAGCAUCUCCCAAGGAGAAAGUGGCUUUGAAAUCAACUUGGACUACCGGAAGCUGAAAACUCCCCAAGCUAAGCUCUUCACGGUGCCCAGUGAAACCCUGGCUUUGGCUGUGGCAACUGAGUGGGAUUCUCAGCGGGACACUAUCAAGUUUUAUACGAUGCACCUGACCACAUUGUGCAACACAGCUUUGGACAACCCAUCCCAGCGAAGCAAAGAUCAGCUCAUCCAGGCAGCUGUGAAGUUCUUGGAGACAGAUACUAUCUGCUACCGGGUAGAGGAGCCACCUGCCUUGGUAGAACUGCAGAAGAACGAGUGGGAUCCAGUAAUUGAGUGGGCUGAGAAAAGGUACAACGUUGUGAUUGGCUCCUCAACGAGCAUCAUGGGCCAUAGCCUCCCACAAAGCACAAAAGACACCUUCGCUAGCCACCUCGCCUCAUACAACAGCUGGGCCCUUCAAGGCAUAGAGUACAUGAUAACACAGCUGAAGUCUCUGAUUCUUUCAAUGAGCCUGGUUGACAAACAUCUAACAGUUGAGCAAGCUGUCCUUCUAUCUCGGCUGGAGGAAGAAUAUCAGAUUCAGCGCUGGGGGAAUGUGGAGUGGGCCCAUGACUACGACAGGUAUGACUUGAGGGCCCGCACAGCUGCUGCCACCCUUUUUGUUCACCUUUGCUUAGAACAUUCCACCAUCAAGCACAAGCUGCUUCAGCACUGAGGAACUGGGAUACAGAAGAAGGGGGAGUGGGUAGUGUGAAUGAACCUGAAGAAGAUUCAGGCUGAAUGGAUGGUGGAGAGGUGCUGUUGGCAUGGCUGGGCUGCAUCCUCAGCUUCUCGGAUACUAGGAGGCUGAAGCAUGAGGGGGAGCGCUUCUCUUCCAUAUCCUUGGAGGUCGAUCCUCCCAGGAGGUUAUUAGGAGUUGCUUCCUGUCUGGCCCACCUGGGCUUGUCACCUCUGAUGAGAUUUCCCUGCAUCACAAGUUCUGCAUUUUGCCUGGCAGGCUGCCAGAUUUCAGGAGCAGAGCGCUGGAAUACUCAGUGAGCCUCCCAAAAUGGGUGGAGGGCCGUAUGCUCUGUCCUGGAGGACAUGUAACUAGAGGCAGUUAGAGGUGGGAAUAUAUCACGGCAAUUGAGCAUCUCUACUAAGACUGAAGACACUCUAGCUACAGUCCCCAGCAUAGGAGCCAAGGGCUCCAACAUGCCACCAACAUCUCCUUUGAUGACCACAAAGAUUCUACUCCCCUUCCCAUUAAAUUUAAGAGGGAUCAUAAUGCAGAUCAAAAUGGCAGGAUCCACUGCCAUCUUUAUUUUGAAGAACAUCUUUAGGUGCCAACUUAGCCCCGUAAGUUUUCUUAGAAAAUAAAAAAUGGGCGGUAAUUACAACUGAGUGCAUUGUUUGGAAGUAUGCCUUGAAGACAGACAAAAAUAAGCUGAUACAUUUUGCUCUUUUUAAAAGAAAAUAUCUGUAUCUGUUUUAUUCUAAUGUUGAUCAUUAAACAUUUUGGGGAUAAUGGA
Python bivittatus (Burmese python) is the source of this 1570-nucleotide messenger RNA. RefSeq names its product ATP synthase mitochondrial F1 complex assembly factor 2 (gene ATPAF2). The record is from RefSeq and is a predicted model, not a curated record. Gene Ontology annotation, cellular component: mitochondrion. Gene Ontology annotation, biological process: mitochondrial proton-transporting ATP synthase complex assembly. Lineage: Eukaryota; Metazoa; Chordata; Lepidosauria; Squamata; Pythonidae.